This is a messenger RNA of Solanum verrucosum, 535 nucleotides long. Its product is annotated as small ubiquitin-related modifier 2-like. Gene Ontology annotation, molecular function: ubiquitin-like protein ligase binding; protein tag activity. The coding region runs from base 90 to 389 and encodes 99 amino acids. Gene Ontology annotation, biological process: protein sumoylation. NCBI's taxonomy places the organism in Eukaryota, Viridiplantae, Streptophyta, Magnoliopsida, Solanales, Solanaceae. The transcript is spliced from 3 exons. The record is from RefSeq and is a predicted model, not a curated record. Gene Ontology annotation, cellular component: nucleus.
UUAGGUAUAAGAAGGGUUUUCAGAGCAGAAAAAAAUGGCAGAAAUACAGUGAGAACAGUGAAGAGAAGAAGAAGAAAUAGCAGAGAAAAAUGUCAGGCGUCACUCAACAGGAAGAAGAGAAGAAGCCCGCCGCCGAUCAGGGAGGUCACAUUAACCUCAAAGUCAAGAGCCAGGAUGGAAAUGAGGUGUUUUUCAGGAUCAAGAGGAGCACACAGCUGAAGAAGCUCAUGAAUGCUUACUGUGAUAGGCAAUCUGUGGACUUCAACUCUAUUGCCUUCUUGUUUGAUGGUCGCCGCCUCAGGGCCGAGCAGACUCCUGAUGAGCUCGAGAUGGAGGAUGGAGAUGAAAUUGAUGCUAUGCUGCAUCAGACUGGUGGAUCUUUGUCUUAGAUUUUAUAUUGGAGGGUUUGGGGUAUCGUAAAUUAGAGUAUAUUCGGUAUAUGUUGACCGAAUUUUUUAGAAUGUGUAUUUAUUUUAGUCUGUACUUUGGUGGUCCGAUAACAGUUGUUUAUGGAUGGUCGCAGAAUUUGGAUCUU